CUUCGCACAACCGGUGGUAGAGAAAUCAGUGUAGUUUUCACUUUCUUGGAAUAAAAAUAAAAAUAUUUAAUAGUGUGCGAGAGUUCCAUAACGUUUUUUAGUAUUUAUAUUACGUGUACUUAGCGAAUUUUAUACUAUUAACGCAAUAAUUUCACUUGAUUUGUUGCAACACAAACUUAUUGGAGGCAAAAGAGUGGACGGUCUACGUUUGGAGAACACCACGAAAAGUACGAAGAGAACUACAUUUGAGCUUUCCUGCGUGGUUGUUUGUUUGGUGGCAGCUUUAAAAUAUCGAUUAGCAAAAUGGCAGACGAAGAUUUAUCGCUGAACGAAGAUCAACUACUGGACAAUCUCGAUGAGGCAAAUGGCGAGCACGAAGCAGAACUAAUGAACGAAAACGAGGAGGAAGCCAAUAUGCAAAUCGAUCCUGAACUGGAAGCAAUAAAGGCGCGAGUUAAGGAAAUGGAGGAGGAAGCCGAAAAAAUUAAACAAAUGCAAUCUGAAGUGGAUAAACAAAUGGCUGGUUCUACAACAGGAUUGGCCACAGUGCCAUUAUCUUUAGAAGAAAAACAAGAAAUUGAUACACGUUCAGUAUACGUGGGCAAUGUUGAUUAUGGAGCUUCGGCUGAGGAGUUAGAAUCACAUUUUCAUGGUUGCGGAACCAUAAACCGUGUGACCAUACUAUGCAAUAAAGCUGAUGGUCACCCUAAAGGCUUCGCCUAUAUUGAGUUUGGUUCAAAGGAAUUUGUUGAGACAGCAUUGGCAAUGAACGAGACACUUUUUAGGGGUCGUCAAAUUAAGGUGAUGUCUAAACGCACUAAUCGCCCAGGAUUGUCUACGACAAAUCGUUUCGCACGCGGCAGUUUCCGUGGACGAGGUGCACGUGUAUCACGCGCCUGUUGCCACUCAUCCUUCCGUGGUUCACGUCGUCCAAUAAGGGGUUAUCGCGGACGUGCAAAUUACUAUGCACCUUACUGAUUAAUGUUUUACUCUUACUUUUAAGGUAAGUCAACAUAUUAUAGUUUUUCUUUGUCACAACUCAGUUGCCAUUGGCUUUAAAAUUCAUCAUUCACAAAUUUCUAGACACAUUUACAAAUAUGAUAUUAUAUUAUAUUAAUUGAGUUUUAAUCAGAUUGUUCAUUAACACAAAAACAUUCCGAUAGGUAUUUUGCAAGCAAUUAGUACGUAGAUAUUAAAAAAAAAAUGUUUAGUUUCGUUAUUGAUUUUCAAAUGACUUGUUUUCGAUCACGUUUAAGAGGAAAUACUCACUGUUUCAUGUUAUGUUUGGAUUCAAGAGAUUUUUUCAUUUUUACUGAUAUUGUUUGUUGCGAGUUUUCCUAAAAUUUUCAUAUAAUCUUAAUUCUAAGGUACAUUUACAGUAAUUUUCUUUUAAUUUUUUUAAAUGCUAACUUUGAAUGAAGUAGUAACGCUUUAGGUUCAAAAGUAUAGUACAUUUCGUUAUAUAUUUUUAGUUUUAUUUAUACACAACCAAGGGCACGUGUUUAUAUAUAAUGUGAUGUUAAACUCGAGUCACGAAAUUCCCUCUAUUCCAUUAAACCAUCAUCUUAAAAAAGCUAAAAUUACCGACCACCUGUUAUAUCCUGUGAUACCCCGUUCAUUUUAAACACAUUUUAUAAUCCAACUAAUUUGAUUUCAGAUUUUUUUUUUUACAAUAUAUAAAAUGAUUUCAAAAAACAUUAUAUAUAAAAGCCGUUCGUUACCAAACUUCUAAAAAAAUGAUGUCAUAAAUAUUUAAUGAUUAAAUAGAGAGCAUCACAAUAAAAAAGUGAAAGCAGAAAGGAAAAAAUAAAAAAGAAAAUAUUAAAAAGGACCAAAAUGCUUAAAAAAGCGAAAAAUGAGCAAGAAUAAAAUAUUGAAGAUGCUCUUAAAUAAAGAAAGCAAAGAUACAACGAGAAAUAAAUAAAUAUAUAAAAAAAAUUAAAAGAUGGAUUUCCGUUAUUAUGGUUAAUUGGUUAUAAUGUUUUUUGAACUGCAACACACCAACAUACCUGUUUAUAAAUAGUUUUAUUUUCCGAACUAUAAAAAAAAACAAGAAGCUCUUAAAGAAAUGAAAAAUGGCUAAAGAGAGAAAAUAUUAUAACUUAUAUAUAUAAUAUAUAUAUAUAUAUAUAUAUAUUCAAAAGAAGCAGUUAAACAAGAAAUAUAAAAAAACAUAAAAUAAAUAAAACAAACAAAAGACGAAAAGAUGAAAACUCCACAUUGCGAAAAGAUGUUAAAAAAAUGAAAAUAUAAAAAAGGCCACAAAGAAAUCAUACAAGAUGAACAAAGAAGAUAAGUUAAAAAAGAAGAACACAUCUUAAAAAACAUCAACAUUAUCCAAAAAAUUAGAGAACCUAAAAAAUAAAAAUGGCUGGCAGCAAUAAAUGCGGACGAAAAUAAUAUAGCGUAAAAAAUGAAGGAAAUAACGCACGCAAAUUAAAAAUAUAUUAAAAAAAUAUUAUAAUAAAAUUUAGUUCUAAAUGAAAACAAAAAAAAAAAAAAAUUGAUGAAAAUAAAACUAAGAAAAAAAAUAUGUAAAUGUGUUUUUAAUGGCAGAUCACUUAGAGAGUUUCUUUAUAUUUUUUAUAAUUUUGUGUCUAAAUUUUAAAUAUUUAUAAUAAUUAGAACAUAAGAAUUCUCUUGUGUACGUAAUGCAUAACCACUUUUAAGGUGGAUGAAAUGUAAAUAUGUUGUAGGUGAAUAACUAAAGCUAAGGGAAGUAUUCCACUAAAUGUUUGGAUCUUAUCCGGCGUUUUGGAAAAUAUUAUUUGUAUACAAUUACUCUGGCUCGACAAGUGGGUGUCGUUUGACGUUAAGAAAAUCCACAUUUUUGUCGAUCUUGAGGUUCUUCAACUGCGUUUCGGGUGUUCGAACGAAUGAGAUGAGAGUCUCACGUUUUUUUUUUCAAUAACAGGGUUAGAUCGCCGAAAGGGCAGCCCUUGACCGGAUAAAAUCCGGGUCAACUCCGGUGCGUAGAACCGGCUGCUGUGGGAGUUGUGGGAGUCUCACGUCGUUAUCCUUGUUUGAUUCACCUUGACUAAUAUGUCUUAGCUUAAUAUGCCAUCUAUAAUUACCUUCCGAAGCCGUUUUCAUGACAGUCGGUUCUACGUAACGGGAACGGACUCGGAUUUUUAACCGGCCAAAUCGGUAGCAUUCCUCAAAAUUAUUUGGGAAAUGUUUUAUGCCGCUACAUCAACAAUAACAGCAACAACCUCCCGUAGUUACCAAUAUAAUUCACCAACGAAGGUUUGGCGCAGCGACAAGGCUGUGAUUUAGCCACCAAGCGGGAAGUGGUUUCACCGACAACGUACUUAACUAUAUAUGUAUGUGUUUUCCGCUAAGUUUUAUUAUAUUUAAAUGGUUUGUAAGUAAAUUAUUCGAACUAGACAUUACUAAAGUGCUCGUUAAGGAUUGUUUUCUCUCACUACAACAACAACAAGGAUAAACAAAUAAGUAAACUAGAUUGAAUAGCACCGAGCUCCAUGCAAAGUUGAAAACUUCAAAACCCUCAGGUAAAGGAUAAAAGCUUAAAUUAUCAACAUAACAAUAUGCAGUGCUGGGCCGACUUGCGUUCUCCACUACGGAAAAGUAUGUAAUAGUAUAUUUGAAGGGUUAAUGUUAUUAAACCACUUGAACGGACGCACAUUGGGUAGCAGCUUAACAAGAAUGUUCCAUUCUGAAAUCGAUUUCGCUGGUGGCCCCAUGAUAUCCAAAGAAUCAUGUUACUAUUCCAAAAUGAACCCCUAAUUAGAUAUUAAGGUUCGAAAAAGCGCAGUGAAACUACUACAAAUCUGCAGUUGUUUUUUUUUUUUUUACUUCUAAAUCGGCUAAUUCGCGAGGAUGUUCAAAAAAUUGAGAUCCAAAGAAUUUUAGUAUAUAUCUCACAUAGGCGGGCCAUUACAUAAGGAAGUGUUGAGAUGAUUCCACCGCGUCUUCUUUUAGGAAACUUCUGCAGCUAUAAAUUUUUUAAUGGGACAAUGACCCCUACAACUAGGAAGUAUUACUGAGCGCAAAGACCUCCCUCGAUAUCUUACGAUUUUCCACGGGUCAGAAGUACUGAUUGUCCUGUAGAAUAUCACAAUAAGAUAGUUAGUGAGUGCUCUUACUUGUUCCGAUUCCAAUGUCAGUAAUACGGACAUCUGUAGACUAAUAAUUUCCUGGGACUCCACUAUGGCAAGGCAUCCAAAUUAGUUUAAACGUAAAGAUCUAAUUGGCAGCGACUGAAAGUGAGCGUAGACAUUUUUUUACCAGCAUCGAGUGCAUAGUCAGCGAGUAGACUAGUAGACUGAAUUGUCAUUACUCUGAAGGAUGCUACGCUUCGAAGCAGUAGCACUUACACUUUAAAAAUGCUUAAACAGUCUGGAAGACCUUUCGAUAUUUCACAGGACUAUAUUUUUGCUACAGUUUCUAAAAUAUGCGAAAAUAUACUAAAAUACGGAAGGAAACCAAAACCCUCUCAUUCCACGAACCAAUAAUAAUAGUAGAAAAUAUCCUCUUGCACAUUGUAAUUCAUUUCAUUUUUAUUCGUGAAAAUCAAUUAACAUCGAACGAAUGAAGCGUAAAUACAUAAAUGUGUGAACGAAAAAAUAAAUUGUAAUUGUUAAAUGCGAAAAUAACAGGACGUUUCCAGAUGAUUCAACCGUACUAUUGCAAAUGCAUAUUCUAUCAAUAUUCAUAUUUAAUACAUAAAUGAGUCUGAAUGUUGACUAUUCAUUUCAGUUGCUUACCGCCGGCGCGCGACUUCUCUUACAUGAUUUACCUGACUUUAUUAUGAUUGAGUGUUGCAGUUACUGCUGUUGUUUAUAUUUUAUUUAAUCGCUUAUUGCAGUUGUUGUUGUUGAUGUGUUACUGGUGAUGAUGUUGUUGUUGGUGGUAGUGUGAUGAUGGUGUUGUUGUUCUUGUCGUUCUCUCGAUUGGCACCGGCUGCACGCUCACUUCUCGUCAUCUGUGAAUGCAUUUAAUUCUUCUUGAGGCUUUCCUGCACCAGCGGUAAAUUCUUACUGAUGAAACACUUGAAUCCAC
This is a messenger RNA of Zeugodacus cucurbitae (melon fly), 5022 nucleotides long. RefSeq names its product polyadenylate-binding protein 2. The coding region runs from base 304 to 978 and encodes 224 amino acids. The transcript is spliced from 5 exons. Lineage: Eukaryota; Metazoa; Arthropoda; Insecta; Diptera; Tephritidae. Gene Ontology annotation, molecular function: RNA binding. The record is from RefSeq and is a predicted model, not a curated record.